Messenger RNA from Capra hircus (goat), 1646 nucleotides. RefSeq names its product solute carrier family 48 member 1 (gene SLC48A1). NCBI's taxonomy places the organism in Eukaryota, Metazoa, Chordata, Mammalia, Artiodactyla, Bovidae. Gene Ontology annotation, cellular component: lysosomal membrane; plasma membrane. Bases 120 to 560 code for a protein of 146 amino acids. The record is from RefSeq and is a predicted model, not a curated record. Gene Ontology annotation, molecular function: heme transmembrane transporter activity; heme binding. Gene Ontology annotation, biological process: heme transport. The transcript is spliced from 3 exons.
GCGCGGGCGGCCGGCGGCUCCGGCUCGGCUCCCGGCUCCCCGCUCCGGCUCCGGGCCUUGCACCUGUGACCAGCGGCCGCGCUCGCCCUCCGCGCCCGGCGCCCGCAACCCGCAGCCCCAUGGCCCCGUCCCGCCUGCAGCUCGGCCUUCGCGCCGCCUACUCGGGUCUCAGCUCCGUGGCCGGCUUCUCCAUCUUCCUCGUCUGGACGGUGGUCUACAGACAGCCGGGCACCGCGGCCAUGGGGGGGCUCGCAGGUGUGCUGGCGCUGUGGGUGCUGGUGACACACGUGAUGUACAUGCAGGAUUACUGGAGGACGUGGCUUAAGGGACUGCGCGGCUUCUUCUUCGUGGGCGUGCUCUUCUCGGCCGUCUCCGUCGCCACGUUCUGCACCUUCCUGGUGCUGGCCAUCACUGGACACCAGAGCCUCACAGACCCCAACAGCUACUACCUCUCUUGUGUCUGGAGCUUCAUUUCCUUCAAGUGGGCCUUCCUGCUUAGCCUCUACGCCCACCGCUACCGGGCUGACUUUGCUGACAUUAGCAUCCUCAGCGAUUUCUGACCCCACGGGAUGAGGGCUCUGCACCCUGACGGUCCUCAGGACCUGGACUCAGCCUCUGAGACAUCAGGCGGACUUGUACACCCCCUGGGAACCCUGGAACUGAGGCGGAAAAUCUACAGGAGGACGGAUGGUGUUUGUGAAGCUGUCCUGUCCCCUUUGGGGGAGCCCUGGGUGCUGUGGGGAGGGGCCCCGCCAUGUUGCUCAUCAGCCUGGCUGGAGGGCAGCUUUAGACCUUUAAAAUGUGGAUCUAUUUUCUUAGCACUCGGUGGGCAGUCUUUGUAAGCAGGCCAGGGCAACAGUGGAGGCAGUGGGGGCCGUGCCUGGGGCCCAGGGGCAGGCAGUAUGGUCUCUGCUGCCCUGGGCCCUCUCCCUCAGGCAGGGUGGGACCCUGGGGAGGUCAGGUCAAAUAAGGGACCUCUAGUAAAGGCUUCUCAACCCCCUACCCCAGCACCCCCAUCCUUGUGUCCCCCAAGUGUCAGGUAGUUGAACUCAUUGGUCCCAGGGGUGGGUGACAUUGGCUCUUUUCCUAAGGCCUGGGGACCUGCGGGGAGUUCAGCGUCCCUCUCCCCACCCUGUUCCCACAGCGCUGGCUCCAAGAUUGUGCUAGAGCCAUUGCCCUUUCACCACGCAUAUCAGAGCAGGAAGCCCCAAAUGAGGCCAGACUCACGGUCUUGGGGGAGGUGCUCCUGCCCCGCAAAGGGCUUUGGGGAAGGGGGCAGCACAGAUUGGGCUAGAAGCAACUCUUAAAUGAGGCUUCUAUAGCCCAACAUUUCCAGUCUUCUCACACCUGCUCCUUCCGGCACCUGAGUCACCGCAGCCCCCAGACGUGUCCUCAUACCGCCCCUGCCAGCUGCCCUUCAUGAGAGCUUUUUAUCUUUCAAAAUCUCCCUUCCGAAGGACAAAAUCUGCUUUACUACCUGUACACUGGCCCAAGGGCUCACCGGGGGGGAAGGGGCUACAUCGGUCUUUUCUUCGGCGGCCAUUUUGCACGGUCCACCCCUCUCCCACCCGACGUGUCCUGCCCCUCGGCUCGCUGCCUUAUCUGUCACUGUCACUUCAGCAGAAGCACAGCAGCCAUUCAUAUCA